Molecule: messenger RNA, 837 nt
Organism: Cavia porcellus (domestic guinea pig)
Lineage: Eukaryota; Metazoa; Chordata; Mammalia; Rodentia; Caviidae
Exons: 3
Coding region: 1-687 (228 amino acids)
Source: RefSeq, a predicted model, not a curated record
AUGGGGUGUACCAGCCUUUCCCACCCCCCUCCUCCACCACCUGAGAGGACAGCAGGAAAGCGCCACACUGAAACAGAAACAAAGCUUUCCCCAGACUCCCAGUCUCCUGGCAGCUUAUCUUGGAUUUCCCAACCUCUAGAACCACGAGAAGUGCAUUUCUACUAUAGAAAUUGGGUCCUUUUCGAAGGUAGGAAAAAGCAGCCUCUGUGUGGCUGUGAGCAACAAGCAGUGUCCAAGCAGUCUUGGGGGUUGAAGCUGACUGUGUGGUCUGACACGUGCCUCUGUGCGGGCAGCGCCCGCCCUCCUGUGCAGAAAGACGGAAACAGGGCCCCUACCCCACAAAACAGGACUGCCAACUCAGAUUCUGCAGUUCUCCAGCUCCAGUGCCCCAUUCUGGGGGGUGACUUUGCACAGCUUCCUCCUGCAAUCCCGGUAACAAAGUACUUUAGCUUUGCACUGGUUUUCUCUGACUCCCUCUCCUCUUCCUGUAUCAAGAGAAAGACGGGCCCAGCAAAGCAGCAGAAACAGACUAAGCCGAAGGAGAAGGACAACAUCUUGAUGGCUUCAGCAAACUACUGUGAGUCUCCCCACCAUGGCGCUGUGAAAGAAACAAUACUGACUCAACAAGCUGUAAGAGCAAAAUCUGGAAAGGAAAAACACAUAGGAAAUCCUCAAAGCACUGGUUAGGGUAAAUACAUGAAUUUAAAAUACAAAAAGUAACUAAAAUAGCCAUCAUGGCCUGAAGAAAACCAUGUGUUCAAGUAACUAAAUAUAUAUUUAUUCAUGUAAAUGAAUGUGAUUCCAGUAAAUAAGUUGAAAUUAAAAGACUCUAGAGUA